This is a messenger RNA of Pseudonaja textilis, 3372 nucleotides long. RefSeq names its product vomeronasal type-2 receptor 26-like. The record is from RefSeq and is a predicted model, not a curated record. Gene Ontology annotation, cellular component: plasma membrane. Gene Ontology annotation, molecular function: G protein-coupled receptor activity. Gene Ontology annotation, biological process: G protein-coupled receptor signaling pathway. NCBI's taxonomy places the organism in Eukaryota, Metazoa, Chordata, Lepidosauria, Squamata, Elapidae.
AUGUCCCAAGCAUACCAGCAGCUCCCUGUUGACAACACAACUACUGAAUUACAGACUAUCAUAACUUACAGGGGCGCCUUCAGAUGCAAGCAUCUCCAAUUUGGGGUCAAUGUGGCCCCAGGAAUUUUUCAGUCAUUAAUGGAGAGGUUAUUUCAAGGGUUACCUGGAGUAAUACCUUAUUUUGAUGACAUAUUAAUUUCUGCCUCUGACAAACCUCAACUAAUGCAAAGAGUUCAAAGGGUUCUCAAUUGUUUCAGAAAAGCAGGCCUCAAAUUGAAGAAGGAGAAGUGCACUAUUGCCACACCACAAGUAGAAUUUCUGGGCUACAAAAUUGACUCCUCUGGCAUCCACCCAAUAGAAUCCGAGGCUUCUGUAACAGAGCCACUUCAUAGAUUCUUAGACAAACAUGCCACUUGGCAUUGGGGCCCUAAAGAAGCCUUCGCUUUCAAGGCUGUCAAAUCAUUACUAACUUCAGAUUCUGUCUUGGUCCAGUUUAACAAGGACCUCUCUCUAGUCCUGGUGUCAGAUGCUUCACCUUUUGGCAUUGGCGUUGUAUUAAGACACAGGCUGUCCAAUGGCUAUGAGGCACCAAUUGCCUUUUUCUCAAGGACAUUUUCUCAAGCCGAAAGUGGCCCUCUGGAUGGUUAUGAUGCCUCGAGCCCAUCAUCGCCUGAAGCAAGUCGCCACGGACCCAAUGAUAAUGCCCAGGCAGUCAACCACACCACCGGAGGUCGAGGUUCCCAUGCCACCCGCACCAGAGACUCCACACCCAGCAGAAGAUCCUCACACUUUGGCAGCCCAAGCAGAACUGAGAAGAUCUGGCCAUCUGUGCAGGCACCCAGCAUACCUAAAGAACUACACAUGUUCCGUUCUGGGAGAAAGGAAGUUCAAAGUCCUCAUGAUCCCUAUCAUAUAUACUAUCAGCCAGGUGAUGUCAUCAUGGGUGGCAUUGUCACUCUAGCUGCUUUCCUGCGUGCUACCCUAAAGUUCAGAGAAGUACCACCACCACCAUUGCCUGAAGAGCUUUUAUUAGUACCUAAAUACUACCAAAAUAUUGUGGCCCUGGUAUUUGCAGUCAAGAAGAUCAAUAAAAACCCAGAGAUCUUACCCAAUAUCACUCUUGGUUUCAACAUCUAUGACAGUCAUUUCAGUGCACAGAAAACAUACCAUGCCACAAUGUUACUGAUUUACAGCAUGAAAAACUUUUUUCCUAAUUAUAUCUGUGGUAUCCAGAAUCAUCUGACUUCAGUGAUUGGGGGACUAGACACCAAAACUUCCAUUGAUAUUGCUAAUCUCUUGGAUAUCUAUAAGACCCCACAGAUGAGCCCACUGGAAAGACUUCAAUAUGAAGGGAUUCUGUCUCUGCUUCUCCAUUUCAGAUGGUCAUGGGUUGGGAUAGUUGUGAUGGCCAAUGAUAAUGGAGAAAGGAUUAUAGAAAAGAUUGUUCCAUUAUUGUCCCAACACAACAUCUGCUUUUCAUAUAUAGGGAGACUCAGUGAAUUAACAACUCCUAAUGAAAUAUAUGACUUGUUCAAUGAAGGUGCAGAAAUACAUGAUAAAAUUAUGGAUAGCAAUGCUAAUGUUCUGAUAUUUUAUGGAGAGUCUGAUAUUAUGGUAAGAGUGAGAUGGCUAGCAUAUUUAUCAAGAAAAAGCACAGCAGAUAUUGUCAAAGGUAAAGUGUGGAUAUUAACAGCACAAAUGGACCUCAAUUCACAUGUAUAUCAAAAAAAUUGGGAUACUGACACGAUGAAUGGUGCUCUAUCCUUCACUAUUCAUGCCAAUGACCCACCAGGAUUCCAGACAUUUUCUGAAAGUAGACAUCCUUCCAUGACAGAAGAUGGAUUUAUCAAGGAUUUUUGGCAGCAAUCCUUUAUUUGUGCAUUCAAAACUUCAAAUAUAGGUGAAGUAGUUGGUGAUAUUUGCACAGGAGAAGAGAAAUUGGAAGAUCUUCCUGUAACUUUUUUUGAAAAGAGUAUGACUGGACUUAGCUACAGUAUUUAUAAUUCUGUCUAUGCAGUUGCCCAUGCCUUGCAUGCCCUGAUUUCAUCCAGAUUUGCCCGGCGGCCAGGGGCAAAUAAUGUGAAGUUGGUGAUUCAGAAUCAGGAUUCAUGGCAGUUGCACACCUUUUUAAAAGGCCUCUCAUUUAAUAAUUGUGCUGGGAAUCUGAUUUCUAUUGACUACAAUGGAGAGUUAAUAGCUGGAUACGAUAUACUGAACUGGAUUGUUUCUUCUAAUGAAACUUUCAUUAGCGUUAAAGUUGGGAGGGUAAACCCUGAAGCUUCAGACCAAAUAUUCACCAUAAAUGAAGAUGUAAUAACCUGGCACCAUUGGUUUAACCAGUCCCAGCCUGUUUCAUUAUGCACUGGGAGUUGCAAUCCUGGUUCCAGCAAGAAAAUGAAGGAAGGGCAGCCCUUUUGUUGCUAUGACUGCAUUCCAUGCCCACAUGGGAAGAUUUCAGAAAAUGAGGAUACAAACGAUUGUUACUUGUGUCCAGAAGGAAGCUAUCCAAACAACAAUCAGGAUUCCUGUAUUCCUAAAACUUCAACAUUUUUGUCUUAUGAGGAACCUUUGGGAAUCAGUUUGGUUUUCUUUGUUAUUUUGUUUUCUUUGCUCUUGGUGAUGGUGCUUGCAAUAUUUGUAAAGAACCACAAUUCUCCUAUCAUCAUUGCCAAUAACCGAGAUCUCACUUACAUUCUCCUCAUCUCCCUCCUGCUCUGUUUCCUUUCUGCAUUCCUAUUCAUUGGUCAUCCUGAGAAGGUGGUAUGUCUCCUGCAACAAGCAACUUUUGGGAUUGUCUUUGCAAUGGCAGUUUCUUCAGUGUUGGCAAAAACUGUCACGGUGGUUCUAGCUUUCCAGGCCACCAAGCCAGGAUCCAAGAUGAGAAUGCUUGUGGGAAAGAGACUGUCCAACUCCAUUGUCAUUUCUUGUUCUCUUAUUCAAAUAGGUAUUUGCAUGAUAUGGAUAACAACUUCACCCCCUUUCCCAGAAAAAGAUAUGGAUUCAGUAGUUGAAGAAAUUAUUCUGCAGUGCAAUCAAGGCUCUGUGACUAUGUUCUACAGUGUCCUAAGCUAUUUGGGCUUCUUGGCUGUUAUUAGUUUCAUAGUUGCCUUCAUGGCCAGGAAAUUACCUGAUACAUUCAAUGAGGCCAAAUUCAUCACUUUCAGCAUGUUGCUCUUCUGCAGUGUUUGGAUAUCUUUUGUCCCAACCUAUUUGAGCACCAAGGGGAAGUACAUGGUGGCAGUGGAGAUAUUUUCCAUCUUAGCAUCUAGUGCUGGUUUGCUGGGCUGCAUCUUUCUUCCCAAAUGUUAUAUAAUUGUUUUAAGGCCUGAUUUGAACAACAGGGAAAAUUUAAUGAAGAGAAAACAAUUCUGA